AUGGAAUGGUGUUGGCGCUGGAGCCGUGUGAGAACUGACACAGCACCGCACGCGAGUUUGAGUGCUGCUCUCUGUGAUGUUGUCUGCAUUGAAUCAACUCGAGUUAUCUUAACACAAGAUGUGCCACCGUCGACAGACUACAUCCAUGCGAACUGGAUCAAAUUCGAAAAGCACGACCGAGUGUUUAUAGCCACUCAAGCUCCUCUUGACAAUACUAUUGAUGAUUUUUGGCGAAUGAUUUUUCAAGAGAAAUGUCCAAGCAUUGUAAAUCUAACGCCGAUGAUCGAAAAUGGUAAGAUCAAGUGUACCACAUAUUGGCCACAACAUCCUGGAGCUUUCAACACAUAUGAUAAAAUGUUCGUAAAUACCAAAAAGGUAAGGUUAGAAUUGAUCCCUGAAGCCCUUGCUUGCUCGUUACAUUAG
Cylicostephanus goldi is the source of this 423-nucleotide messenger RNA. The record is from the annotation of a GenBank genome assembly. Lineage: Eukaryota; Metazoa; Nematoda; Chromadorea; Rhabditida; Strongylidae.